Molecule: messenger RNA, 1986 nt
Organism: Cercospora beticola
Lineage: Eukaryota; Fungi; Ascomycota; Dothideomycetes; Mycosphaerellales; Mycosphaerellaceae
Product: GMC family oxidoreductase
Molecular function (GO): oxidoreductase activity, acting on CH-OH group of donors; flavin adenine dinucleotide binding
Source: RefSeq, a predicted model, not a curated record
CGCACCUUCGUGCGGCAAUACACAUUCUUCGAGGACGCUCUCCGUAAUCGCACGCCCGAUUGAUCAUGGUCGCGUAUCAUUUGCUGCUUGGCAUUGCCAUCACAGCAUUCGCUCGCGAUCAAUACGACUAUGUUGUGGUCGGCGGAGGCACCGCAGGCCUGACAGUAGCAGCUCGGCUCAGCGAGGAUACGAAGACUACAGUGGCCGUGCUCGAAGCAGGCGAGGACCGGUCUCAAGAUGUGAACGUCCUAGCCCCGAACCUCUUGACCUCGCUCUACAGCGACGAAAGAUAUGACUGGAACUAUCACACAACCCCUCAGGAGCAUGUCAACAACAAUGUGAUCGCCCAUCCACGCGGUAAGCAGCUUGGGGGCUCUUCGGCUAUCAACUUCCUCUGGUGGACGCAUGCCUCGCAGCAGGACAUCAACAAUUGGGGGCUUCUCGGCAACAGGAACUGGAGCUGGGAAGUGCUUGAGCCAUUCUUCAACAAAUCCGAGACAUUCAUCAGACCUUCAACGCAGACGGAAGAGGCACUGCGUACUCAGUAUAUCGACCAAAGCCUGCACGGAGAUGAAGGGCCCAUCUUGACCACUUUUGCCGACAUCUACUUCCCACUCGACGAAGCAUGGCCAAGGACCUACGAGACCUUGGGUCUUGCAGUCGAUGGCGAUCCGCGAAAUGGACUCGCGCUUGGCGGUUAUACGAACAUGCUGAACAUGGAUCCGAAGUCGAGAAGUCGCAGCUACGCUGCUACCACAUAUUUGCAAGAUGCUUCGAAGCGACAGAACUUCAAAGCCAUGACUGGUGCGCACGUUCAGCGUAUACUGUUUGACCAAGAUGAAGGGACACAUCGUGCAGUGGGCGCAAUUUACAACAUCAAUGGUACGACGCACAAAGUCUUUGCGAAGAAAGAAGUGAUUUUGAGUGCCGGUGCCUUUGGUUCGCCUCAGUUACUGGAGCUGUCCGGAGUUGGCGAUCCUGAAGUGCUGCAAAAGUUUGGCAUUCCACAGGUCGUGGAGAAUCACAAUGUCGGCGAGGGCCUGGAAGAUCAUGUGUACGUUCCUCUCGGUUACGAAGUUCGGCCUGGUAUCUUUACCUUAGACGACUUCGCAAACGGAACCCUUUUCGACGAGGCAUAUCAGAAUUUCAUCGACCGACGCGAUGGUCCACUGGCGACGACUAGCGCCAUGUCAGCAUUGCUUUCUCUCGAACAAAUCGGCGGCUACGAUAGAGCAGACCUAAAUCAGACAGUCAACAUGUACUGCUCGAGUGCAACGAUCACUGGUGAAAGUACAAGCCAAUCCAAGCUAUGCAGACCAAGCACUGCUCAGCAGUCCAUACUCUGCGACGACAUCCACAACGAAGCUGUGAUGCAAGAGUUUGCGGUGCCGGGCGGGAUGUCUCCUCAGUUUGUCAAUGACACAAGCAAGCUAUUCGCAUCGAGUGUCCCAGGCAACUUUUUGACAAUCACAGCUGUGCUUGAACAUCCGUUCUCGCGCGGUAGCGUUCACAUCAAUUCAGCGAAUGCGUCGGAGUAUCCGACCAUUGACCCCAGAUAUCUAUCUCAUCCGCUGGAUGUCAAGCUCCUUGCUGCUGCUGCGUUGCACCUACAGAGCGUUGUCCAGACCACGCCACUUUCGGAUCUACUGGCAGGAAACGGAACGAUUUACCAACCAGGAUAUCACAAGCUCGAUGAAGCAAAUGUGGAGGAUUGGGUUCGUGAGAGCUUCCAGAGUGAAUAUCAUCCUUGUGGAACAGCUGCCAUGCUGCCGCGAGAGCAGGGAGGCGUUGUAGAUGAGAAAUUUCGAGUAUACGGAGUCGAGGGCUUAAGAGUGAUCGAUGCAAGCGUGUUUCCACUUAUCCCACGGGCAAAUAUCCAGAGUCUGGUAUAUGCCAUCGCGGAACGAGGCGCGGACUUCAUCAAGGAGGAUGCAGCUUGAGGUUAGAUAUUUGAGAACGAAUUGUCGCUCCCUUUACAAAUCUGUC